UCAAGCCACUGCACGAAGUUGUGAGCUACAUGAAGCUAAAUUUGUAGGUAUUUUCACAUCUUUUUCCCUGCCCUUGGUCCUACUCUUAAAUUGACAGGUGCCUAAUGAAGACCACAAAGGGUGUUGUGGAAGCAUAGUUCCGGGUCAUAAACAGCAUUGCCGUAGCUCCCUGUUCCCUCUCUUUCCAGGACUACUCGCUGUCAGUUCCCUGCUACCACAAUUUCCAUGCCCGAGCCAAUGAUCUGUGCUGCUUUGCAGCCAAUCUGUGGCUUUAUCAACGAAACAGGGGUGCCUGCAGCCACUGCAAAACGCUUCUCAUCUUUCGCCUGCAUCAAGCGCAACCGCAAACUCCUUAGAAAAGCUAGAGAAGACCUGCAAGCUAUUCGGAAGGUGGUUCAGGGACAAGUUGAUCUCGAGACCAACAAUCUCGAUGAGUGUGAUCCUCGAGUCAAUUUGUGGCUGACAAGGGUAGCCAGUGUCCGAGUUGAUUCCAUCGACCAAGAAUAUGAUAGAUUGAUUCAGUCCUCCUGGUUAUGCCGUUCAGUUCUGGGCCUUGGAAAACGAUAUCAUCUUGGCAAGCGUAUUGUUGAGAUGCUAGAGGAUAUUGCUGGGCUUAUCGAGGAAGGGAACCAAUUUAAAACGUUUUCAUCUAAGCGUUUGCCAGAUUUUGUUGAGGAGCGACCACGGACACAAACCUUUGGCAUCAAGCAAGUGCUGAGGGAUUUGUGGAAAUCAUUUGAAAGCACUGAUGUGAGCAUCAUUGGAGUGUGGGGUCCAGGUGGCGUUGGGAAGACAACACUCCUUAACAACUUCAAUAAUGAGCUCAAGGCAUGUGGACGGGAUUACCAGGUGGUGAUCAUGAUUGAGGUGUCCAACUCUGGAACUCUAAACAAAACAGCAAUCCAGCGCACAAUCACAGACCGCCUUGGGUUGCCAUGGGAUGACAGAGAAACAGAGGAAACUCGUGCAAGGUUCUUAAUGAAAGCACUGAGCAGAAAAAGGUUUGUGAUUUUACUGGAUGAUGUCUGGAACAAAUUCCAACUAGAAGAUGUUGGGAUACCUACCCCUGAUUCCGAUAGCAAAAGCAAGCUGAUUCUCACAUCACGUAAUGUGGACGUGUGCUAUCAAAUGGGAGCUCAACAGAGCUUGAUCAAGAUGGAGUACCUAGAAAAAGAAGCAGCAUGGGAGCUCUUCCGAAGCAAUUUGAGCACUCAGGCAAUUACAGCCAUUGAUUCAUCUGGCCCCAACAAUGUUGUAAAAGAAUAUGCUGAUGCAAUUGUCCAAAGCUGUGGUGGUUUGCCACUAGCACUCAAGGUAAUAGGGAGCGCUGUGGCAGGGCUAACAGCACCAAAGGAAUGGAUUUUGGCAAUGCAAGCAACCAAGCAUGACAUCAAGGACUUGGAUGGAAUACCAGAAAUGUUCCAUAAGCUGAAAUAUAGUUAUGAUAAGCUGACACCGAAGCAGCAGCAGUGCUUCCUGUAUUGCACCCUUUUCCCUGAAUAUGGCUCAAUUAGAAAAGAUAACCUUGUGGAAUACUGGAUGGCAGAAGAAUUGAUACCUCAAGAUCCCAACAGAGGCCAUCGCAUAAUUAGUCGCCUGCUCUCGGCAUGUUUAUUGGAGAGCUGCGGGUCUGAUUUAGAGGUGAAAAUGCACCACAUUAUUCGUCAUCUGGGAUUGUUCCUUGCAGUGCAGCAAAAGAUUGUCGUGAAGGCUGGAAUGAGCUUGGAGAAGGCACCACCACACAGAGAGUGGAGAACAGCAAGAAGGAUAUCACUCAUGUACAAUGACAUAAGGGACCUUGGUAUAUCACCUGAAUGCAAGGAUCUUGUAACUUUACUGGUCCAGAAUAAUCCUCGCUUGGAUAGGCUGAGUCCGACCUUCUUCCAAUCGAUGUACUCUUUGAAGGUUCUUGAUCUUUCACACACCAGGAUUACAGAACUUCCUUUCUGUAGCACAUUGGCAAAGCUUAAGUACCUCAAUUUGUCUCACACAUUCAUUGAGAGGCUUCCUGAAGAAUUCUGGAUGCUAAAAAAACUAAGACAUCUAGAUUUAAGUGUUACCAAGGCACUGAAAGAGACCUUAGACAACUGUUCCAAGCUAUAUAAGCUAAGGGUGCUAAACCUCUUCCGAAGCAACUAUGGGAUUCGUGAUGUUAAUGACCUGAACAUUGAUUCCUUAAGGGAACUGGAAUUCCUUGGGAUCACAAUAUAUGCUGAGGAUGUGUUAAAGAAGUUGACAAAUACACAUCCUCUAGCAAAGUCAACACAACGCCUUAGCCUCAGGCACUGUGAACAAAUGCAGUCAAUCCAAAUAUCAGACUUCACACAUAUGGUGCAACUUCGAGAACUCUAUGUUGAAUCGUGUCUUGACUUGAUACAACUUAUUGCUGACCCUGACAAGGGAAGAGCUUCUUGCCUGGAAGUUCUCACCCUUGCUAAACUCCCUGCCCUCCAAACAAUUCUUAUUGGAUCUUCGCCCCAUCACUUUCGCAACCUCCUAGAAAUAACAGUAUCCCACUGCCAAAAAUUGCUUGACAUCACCUGGGUUCUGAAGCUGGAUGCACUUGAGAAGCUUUCUAUCUGUCAUUGCCACGAAUUGGAGCAAGUUGUUCAAGAAACAGUCAACGAGGGCAAUAGGAGAGGGGGCAUUGAGCACAGCACAAUUCUGAGAUCUGGAAGAAUAAAUGGUUUCUCUGAAGAACAGGAGAUACAUGGUAUGGUAGAAGGUGCAAAUAAUCAACAUGUAAAUGGCUAUCAGAACAAGAUGGAGAAUGAGUGGAUCAAGGGCAUGCAUCAUGUGGACUUCCCAAAACUGAGAACAAUGGUCCUGACAGACCUGCCGAAGCUAACGGCGAUAUGCAAUCCAAGAGACUUCCCUUAUCUUGAGAUUAUUAGAGUGGAGGGUUGCCCACGUUUGACAACACUUCCACUGGGUCAAAUGUAUGACUGCCCAAAACUAAAGCAGAUUUGUGGUUCAUAUGACUGGUGGGAGAAGCUAGAGUGGAAUGUCAAGGAGAUAAUGGAAAAUAAGUAUUUCACCCCCAUCAAAGAUGGAGACUAGCACGCUCAUGAAACUAUUUAAACCCUAUCUGUAAAUUCAUUUAUUCUCUUUAUGUGUCCAAAGUCAUAAAUAAGUAGCUUUUGGAUAUGCCUAUUUGUUUAUGUACAUAGAAACUGUAUAUAUUAUAUACAAACUGUAAAGACUGUAUAUCUUGUACAUAGAAAGUUUAUAUAGUGUAACAAACUAUAAAGGCUGUAUAUCUUUUUUUUGAGGUGUAACGGGGGGGAGAGAGUCCCCACCAAUUUUCAUUCAUAGGAGCUUAUUGCAAGGUCAUUAAACCCACUAGUUCAGCAAUUUUACAAAAGGAGGAGAAGGCUGUAUAUCUUAUACAUAGAAACUGUACAGAUUCUACAUGUAGUGCGCGCAUUGUACUAUUUUGGUAUGCAAGCCAACUAUAUAAAUGUUAAAUUGCUCAGAUACCAAUGCAUUUAUCCUUCAUAUUCAUGCAGUGCUUCCUGCAUUUCGUGGCAGUUGAGCUGAUUAACCAUUCAGUUGCCCUCUAAAAAUUCAGAAAGAGCGGCCUAAAACAUAAUUACCAUUAUUGUAGCUCAAAUUUAUUAAGUGGGCAAAUUUGUUCUUUAGUGGAAGAAUCAACUGCAGCUGCGCACU
Molecule: messenger RNA, 3669 nt
Organism: Setaria italica (foxtail millet)
Lineage: Eukaryota; Viridiplantae; Streptophyta; Magnoliopsida; Poales; Poaceae
Product: disease resistance protein RPS2
Exons: 2
Coding region: 226-3060 (944 amino acids)
Molecular function (GO): protein binding; ADP binding
Source: RefSeq, a predicted model, not a curated record